Trichosurus vulpecula (common brushtail) is the source of this 1844-nucleotide messenger RNA. RefSeq names its product olfactomedin like 3 (gene OLFML3). Bases 83 to 1303 code for a protein of 406 amino acids. The record is from RefSeq and is a predicted model, not a curated record. The transcript is spliced from 3 exons. Gene Ontology annotation, biological process: signal transduction. NCBI's taxonomy places the organism in Eukaryota, Metazoa, Chordata, Mammalia, Diprotodontia, Phalangeridae.
AGCUAACCCAGGGGUUGAGCCUAAGACGCAGGCUGUACACUCCUUCCUUUCCCUUCCAGCCCCACACUGAAGCCUGACUGCCAUGGGGCCCCACACUCCUCUCCUUGUUCUGUUUCUCCUGUCCCUUCCCAAGUCCCUUCAGGGACAGCAGCACCACCUCGUGGAGUACAUGGAGCGCCGGUUGGCUGCCCUGGAGGAGCGACUGGCCCAAUGCCAGGACCAGAGCAGCCGACAGGCUGCUGAGCUUCGGGACUUCAAGAACAAAAUGUUACCCCUGCUGGAGGCAGCAGAAAAGGAACGGGAAACCCUCAGGUCUGAGGCGGACAGCAUCGCAGGCAGGGUAGACCGGCUGGAGCGGGAGGUUGACUACCUAGAAACCCAGAAUCCUGCCCCACCGUGUAUAGAGGUAGAUGAGAAGACAACAGGAGGACCUGGGGCCAAGGCCAAAGGCAGAAGGAAUGAGAAGUAUGACCUUUUGACAGAAUGUAGUCACACAAUCUCCCAGGUGAGAUCCAUGAAGAUCCUGAAGCGUUUUGGGAGCUCAGCAGGGAUGUGGACCAAGGACCCACUGGGGCCAUCAGAGAAGAUCUUUGUGCUUGAUGGGACUCAAAAUGACACAGCCUAUGUCUUCCCACGCUUGCGUGACUUCACCCUCUCAUCAGCUGCCCGCAAAGCAUCUCGUGUCCGGCUGCCAUUCCCCUGGGUGGGCACUGGGCAACUGGUAUAUGGAGGAUUCCUCUACUAUGCUCGAAGGCCCCCGGGGGGACCAGGUGGAGGUGAGGAUCGAGGGGACAUGUUGCAGCUCAUCAAAUUCCAUUUGGCAAACCGGACUGUGGUGGACAGUUCCGUGUUCCCCGCUGAAGGGCUAAUCCCUCCCUAUGGGCUCUCUAAGGACACAUAUAUUGACUUGGCAGCAGAUGAGGAGGGGCUGUGGGCUGUCUAUGCCACCCAGGAGGAUGACAGGCACUUAUGCCUGGCCAAGCUGGACCCACAGACAUUGGACACAGAGCAGCAGUGGGACACCCCCUGCCCACGGGAAAAUGCAGAGGCUGCCUUUGUCAUCUGUGGGGCGCUUUAUGUUGUCUAUAACACCCGCCCUGCCAGUCGUGCCCGUGUCCAGUGUUCCUUUGAUGCCAGCGGUGCGCUAACUCCAGAGCAGGCAGCACACCCUUACUUCCCCCGUCGUUAUGGAGCCCAUGCCAGCCUCCGAUAUAACCCUCGAGAGCGCCAACUUUAUGCUUGGGAUGAUGGCUACCAGAUUGUCUACAAACUAGAGAUGAGGAAGAAGGAAGAAGAAGUAUGAGAGAGCCUGCCUUCCCUCAACUUUGUCUCACUCAUUUUCCUGUUCUUCAAUCUCCAGAUUCUUCAAAUUUGGGUAAAUUGUAGUUGAAUUCUCAUAUUUUAUGCUGCUUGGAGCCAAAAUACUCACAGCCCUUGGUUUGAUGUGGAACAUGGGCUCCAAAGCCUUCAAUGUUCUUGUUAUAGCCAGAAGGAGAAAAAUCCCAAACCUGGUAGUCAUACUAGCUUGGGUCCCCUGCCCCAUUUCUUCAAAUUUCAAACCAAUCCAGGAAGAAUCAGGCCCAGAGAACUCUGGGCCCUGAAUGAUGGGAGUAGGGGAGGGGUGGACAAGGGGUGGGGCCAGGGCAGAGACCAUAGUGGGGAGUGGGAAGCAAGCACAGGGCUUCAUGCUCUUGGGAGUGGGGAGGUGCAAGGUGCAAAACCCCAUAAUUCUAUUACAUCACCACACCUUUCUUUCUCCAUACCACCCUCACCUCACCUCUACCCUAGGAGAACUGAAGUUCUCUUAACACUGUUUUAUAUUGCAGUAUUUUGCAUUAAAUGGG